Messenger RNA from Opisthorchis viverrini, 594 nucleotides. RefSeq lists its product as hypothetical. The record is from RefSeq and is a predicted model, not a curated record. Lineage: Eukaryota; Metazoa; Platyhelminthes; Trematoda; Opisthorchiida; Opisthorchiidae. Bases 1 to 594 code for a protein of 197 amino acids. The transcript is spliced from 3 exons.
AUGUUAGUGAAUCAUUUCCGAAACGGCCACAAAUUGAAUACUGUUUAUUAUUUCUAUUUUCAUAUCACAAAGUUCGACCACUCCACCAGUGCCGACGUCUGGAACCAGAUCAUAAAGGACAGUAUUCUGGGUUCUGGGUUGAUCGUGAAGGCCGUCUUGUGCAAUCGGAGCAGUCGCGCAAUCUACGCCUACGGGCCGCAGGAUUUCACUCCUUCUGUACAACAAAUUGAUGUGAGUACUAUUUGUGACCACCUUGAAGGAUGUAGGAUUCUGGGUCUUCAAUGUGUUCUCUUUAGUGAAUUGUUAAAUAAACGGUUAGCAGAAGAUGCAGACAAGAAUGUUGUCAACCCUAAUUUCUGCAUUGCACUAGAGGAAUGUACGUACAAAGAUGUGACGGACGAUAAAAUCCUCUUAGCGUCUGUGAACAAAAGUGAUCUACUCCAAUCAGACCAAUCAACGGCAACCUAUGAGCUUGCCUCGGUCGUUACAACCAACAGUCUACUGAUUGGCAUCUAUCCACUUGCCGGAAACCAAGAGGCGGCCAAACAGCUAUUGUGUGACAUGCGUGACUACCUGCAGGAUCAAGGCUUGUAG